CAAGUAAAAUAAUGAACAAGGAAUUAGUGUACCUUGUUAAAAACUUGAUGGAAUAACUUAUUACCUAUUAUUUUACCUUGUAUACAUAAUACAUAUAUAUAUUAGAUAUGAAUAUAAUAUGUUGAGAAAACUGGCGAAUGUGUGAAAGAGUAAUUGUGGAAAGUACGAAUGAUUUUCGCAUGAUGUAUCUACAUUCAAGAUAAUGAUUAUGAAAUAUUUUUUUUUUAGUAAAGAAUGUGAGAUUUAAAUAUUGUACAGUUUAUUAGUUUUUUUUUCCGUUCGCUCGUCUGUGUGUGAAAAUUUUAUUUUUCUUCCGUUGAGCGACUGCUCCUGGAAAAAGAAAUCUUUCAUUUGGAUCGUUGAUUAAACUGCUACCGUUUAUUACCGCGCAUGUAAGCAAGCGCGAAGAAUAAUAUGACGCAAUUUUCAAUACAUAUAUGUAUUAUUUGAACAAAUGUGCAGAUGGUAUGCAUUAUGAUGUUAAUAUUGGAGCGUUUCCAUCAUGCCAACGUAUGUUGAAUCAUAAUAUAUUGAACAAUUUGUGCGACGAAAUUUGGUGUGAAGUCUCUUAUUCGCCAUUUCAUGCCCCGUUACAUCCGUUAUCUCUACGAUCUCCUGAUAAAGCUACAGUAUACACGAUAGAUAAGCGGAAACCUGAAUAUACCAACUCGCCGUUGGCAUAGAGUCGAUACGACCUCCAAAAUUAUAUAUUCACUUUCUAUACUGCGUAAUUUUUCUCUUUCGAUCAUCCUGUUUCGUACUGUUGUAUCAUUCAGUGGCGACAAGCCUACCAGGAAUCAUUAUAUUAUGAUUCGUCGACUUCGAAAGUUAAUGCCGGUUGCCCCACCUGCGACGGCCUUGGAUGACUUUACUUAUCAUUGGAAACAGCUUAUGAACUUCUAUGUGAACCACCUAACCAACUGCAAAUUGCCUAUCGAAGCUACAAACAUUCCUCAUCACUUGGAUCGGCUGCUUGAAAUUUUGAUCAGCGAGGAGAAUGUAUUGGGUUCAGAGAACCCCGGACCCUGUCUGGAAUACCUGUUACAGCACCGCCUGCUGGAUUUGCUAGCGACAUUAGCCAGUGCCGAAGCACCUCCUGGCAUGAGAUAUGUCUGCUUGUUUUUUCUGAGGAGAUUGUUAACACGGUUGCAGCAUCCACUACUGCCUCACGUUUCGGUUUACACACCAGUUCAGAGACUGAUCGCAUUAUGCAACGGGAGUCUGGCCUCACCAACAGAGAAUGAAGAGAUUCAGUUCUUGGUUGCUCUGUGUUUCUUGAUCUGCAAGCAUCCGAACCUCACCUACAUUAUGAACAAUGUUAGGCUUCCUCCGCAGAAGCAAAACGCAUUGGCCAAUUCUGGUUCAAACAAACUGGAAACACAACAAAUCACGUACGUUCCUACGAGAACAAGGAACAAUUCUAAUCCACUGUUUGAGCCUCUGGACACGCAAGCUGUAACUCUGAUUAAUCCAGAUUUACACAAAUGUGAGAGCAGAAGGAAACUUUCAAGCAAAUCUAGUCAAUGUUCGUUGAGAAGUGAAAACUCGGAGAGGGAUCUCUACAGUGUGCUGGAUAGACAGCUAUCGACUAAUUCAGAUACGGUCGUUAUGGAACACAAAAGAAAAAUCUCAAAUUAUUCUAAUGUUUCGUUAUCAUCAGAUGAGGUAGAUUGUACAUCGCCACAGUCUAGUUCUUAUUUAAAGAAAACCGAUGGCGGUUCAUCUUUGUCAGCCAAUGAAAUGACCAACAAAUAUUUGAAAAAUAGUUCAAACGGGUCCGCAAAUUCCUUGGAAGAGAUCGAAUCUAAACUACAGGAUCUCAGGGAAUUGCAAAUAGAAUUCAAGAGCGAUUCACCUUUCACUGCUGCUUCUUCUGAAUUGGAUAAGGCUGAGGCAAACUACAAGUUUCUUGAGAAUAUUCCUAAACCAACCAAACCUGAAUUUGAUUCAGCUAGUGACGUUUCAACCCGGAAUAAACCCCUGCAAAGUUCUGCGGAUAUUUCAUUGCAAAUUGAAAGUUCGAAGUGCUUGCUACUUGACGCUUUGAUAAGCUAUUUGAAUAGCGCAGAUAACAUGGUCAGAGUUAAGGCUUGCGAAGGAAUAAUGGUUUUGGCCUCAUUGCAAGAUUCACGAUUUGCUCGCAGUGUUGCAAACAGUCAACUACCUUUUGCCUUGUCAAAUAGAUUGGAAAACUUGUUUAAUUUAAUACCAGCCCAUGUCGAUCCGACUGAAAUUGAUGAGGUUAAUGUGACUUGGGGAUUGGAUUCCCCAUUGUGGACCAGUGAAAAUAAAUUUCCAGGAUGCAGACCGGUUGCCGCCUUUUUCAUGUGGCUCGAUUACUGUGAUCAGCUGACUAGAGAGGCGCACUCGAUAGUGGGAGAAAUUCUGGCUGAAAAUAUUCGUGUUAUGUUUUUUCAAAAAAUAUUAACACCAGCACUUUCUGACCAUCAUGUCGUAUUGAUUACAGCACUCGUCACGAAAUGUUUGAAGGAGAUUACCUCACCUUAUCUAAACGCUGAAAUCAAUUACUGGCUUGUGGGCUUUCAUCGGGACCCAGAGUUACCUGGUAUCUUACCAUCCCCCGUUGUGCAUCAGUUGAUAAAAAAUUGCUACACCGACAGCGACGAUUUGACGCUUGAAACACUAAGACUGUUUGAAGAAAUGAUCGAGAGACGGCAUGAGCAUAUUCUCCACUGCCUGAUCCUGACCUAUCUGACUUCCAGAGGAUACUAUGACAAUACCGCCGCGGACAGUGCAAUCGCGUCGUGGAGCGAUGAAGAAGAUGAAAGAGAGAAGAGUAGGGGCACUUUGGACUUGUCGAGUAAACAAAAUUAUAGUAGAACGCUGGCGCCUUCAAACAUACACAGGAUUAUAAAUUGUUUUCUAUCCUUAUUACCGAGGAGCCUUCAGUCGGAUAUAGAUGCAAAUAACUACGAGCAAUACAUGACCGACUGGGAGAAGCAAUAUUCGUCUAUCCUUGUUGAGUGUGCAUUAUUUUCUUGGCCUCUAGAAGCUGUGACAAUCGAUGACACCGCCAGUUCGGAUUCAAGGCCAGAGGCUGACCACUGUUCACCUCGAUUUUAUCCGGGGCCGUUCUUGACCAUGUUAUUUGAGAAAGUUACCAAAAUUCCCAGUCAGAAGUACGAAAUCAAUUUGCAACUGACCGUACUGGUGUCGAAGCUGGCACUCCUACCGCAUCCAUAUGUUCACGAAUAUCUGCUCAAUCCAUUGUUACCCUUGACUCCUGGCACAACGAGCUUGUUUGGCUGCUUGCAACAAGUUGUAAAGCAUCUGGCAGCAGAGGUUCCGAAGAUACCGGACUAUAAACGGUUAUUGAAAGAUACGAGGAAAAAAUUAUUGGAUGAUUCUGUUCAAAGUCAAAUGAAGGAGAGUAUUCUGCUCGAUAGCGUUGUGAUUACUGAAGAAUUUUGCAAAGAGUUAGCAGCGAUCGCAUACGUCAAGUAUCAUCGGUCGAUGUAAAUUAUGUACUUAUUGUAAGUAUUAAAGCUAGUCCGUAAUCUUUUAGAAGAAUAUUAACGUAUGCGAAAAAAGGCCUUAGUAGUUGAAUGUACCAAUCUUUUCGAUUUUUUAUGUUGCUAAAAAUAAAAAAAAGAUUUCUAAUGCAGUAGUGAUCACAGUAAAUGAAAUUAGCUUACUAUGAAAAGUGAAAAAUAUGCUGAAUUCAUGUACCAGCCAAGUGAAAUUCUUUUUCAAAGUUACUUCAAUUACAACCCGCUAUUACAAAUAUCCGAUCAGGUGAUGUAAAAAUAAAAUACGAAAUCACCGUAUGUAAUACGAAUUAUGAACAGGUACUGUUUCAUAUUCGCCAAGAUAUUUAAUUUGGGAAAGUAUUGUCGGAGUCUGAGCGAUAAUAAUCGAUGUUUUUAUUUUGGUCGGUUACAAUGCUAUUACAAAAUGUAGUUCUAAGAUGACAAAGUGAAAUAAUUGACACAUUUUUUUUUUCCAAAAUACAAAAAAAAAAAUGUUUUUUUUUUUUUUUUAGCCGGCAGGACUAGCUAAAUCAGAUAUGCUAACACUUCGUGUACCUUAUUAAGUUUUCUUAAAGUAUAAUUGACGAUGUAAUUUAUCCAUGUCGAAUGGAUAAAUUACCUAAAAAUUCGUACGUACAAAUCAAAGUAUUACAUUCAUGAAAGGCAAUCGUGGCAUGUUCAGCACAAGGUGUAUUGCACCUUCUACAAUGUUUAUUUCCAAUAUGUUCGAUUAAAUAAUAUUAACGUCCCAAAGAUGAUGCUGUGCAUUAUUAUUGUUAUUAUUAUUGUUAGUAUUAUUGUUGUUGUUGUUGUACGUACAAUGAUGACACUGUAUGGAUAUAGGUAUGUAU
Diprion similis is the source of this 4342-nucleotide messenger RNA. Its product is annotated as FHF complex subunit HOOK interacting protein 2A-like. Lineage: Eukaryota; Metazoa; Arthropoda; Insecta; Hymenoptera; Diprionidae. The record is from RefSeq and is a predicted model, not a curated record. The transcript has 6 exons. The coding region runs from base 808 to 3480 and encodes 890 amino acids.